UUCUUACUCGAUCACUACUCAUCAUCUCAUUGCGCUCUUGCUCAACUCUCUAGUCAAGAAUGUCUUCCUGUAACAUCUCCAGGAUGCUGCUUCUUUCGUUGUUCAUCACCUCUCUUCUAGCCAUGACUGCCUCAGCUGGUAAUUUCUUUCAAGACUUUGAUAUCACAUUCGGCGAUCAACGCGCUAAGAUACUCGAAGGAGGACAGUUUCUCACGCUCAACCUCGACAAGUAUUCCGGGUCUGGCUUCAAAUCCAAGAAAGAGUACUUGUUCGGAAGGAUCGACAUGCAAAUCAAGCUCGUGCCUGGUAACUCAGCUGGCACUGUUACUACAUACUAUUUAUCUUCUGAAGGUCCAACUCAUGAUGAAAUCGACUUCGAGUUUUUGGGCAACUCAUCUGGAAAUCCCUACACUCUCCACACCAAUGUAUUCAGUCAGGGAAAAGGGGACAGAGAACAACAAUUCCAUCUUUGGUUUGAUCCCACAAAGGCCUUCCACACCUACUCAUUUGUCUGGAACUCCCAACGCAUUAUAUUCUUGGUCGACAACAUUCCAAUCAGAGUGUUCAACAACUUGGAAUCAUUUGGUGUUCCAUUCCCCAAAAACCAACCAAUGAGGGUUUACUCAAGUCUGUGGAAUGCCGACGACUGGGCUACACAAGGCGGGCGUGUGAAGACUGACUGGACUCAAGCUCCUUUCUACUGCUUCAUACCGAAACCUUACAAGGCCAAUGCUUGUGUUGCUGGAUCAUCCUCCUCCUCAUGCGGUGUCGCCACCACUGCAUCGACUGAUUCAACACAACAGGGUGCAUGGCAGACUCAAACGCUUGAUGCUGCAGGGCGAAAUAGGCUUCGAUGGGUGCAACAAAAGUUCAUGGUGUACAACUACUGCUCUGACCUCAAAAGAUUUCCCCAAGGCCUUCCAGUCGAAUGCAAGCGAUCGAGGUUCUAGAGAACAGACGAUCACAUAAUAUACCUUUGUUUAAUUCAUGUAUGAUCAAAAUUCUUUCAUUCUUUCUGCAAAGAUAGAGUUUGUACGUAACAUCAAAUUAAUCCAUCCCACGAUUUUUUUUAUUCUUUUAUUGUAAGCUUAUUCGAGAUUGAGAAUCGAACACUUGAUUUGUAUUUGGAGAAUGCAAUUUGUUAAACACC
This is a messenger RNA of Fragaria vesca subsp. vesca, 1150 nucleotides long. RefSeq names its product probable xyloglucan endotransglucosylase/hydrolase protein 16-like. Gene Ontology annotation, biological process: cell wall biogenesis; xyloglucan metabolic process. The transcript has 3 exons. The coding region runs from base 60 to 950 and encodes 296 amino acids. The record is from RefSeq and is a predicted model, not a curated record. Gene Ontology annotation, molecular function: hydrolase activity, hydrolyzing O-glycosyl compounds; xyloglucan:xyloglucosyl transferase activity. Gene Ontology annotation, cellular component: cell wall; apoplast. Lineage: Eukaryota; Viridiplantae; Streptophyta; Magnoliopsida; Rosales; Rosaceae.